AAAGUUAUUUAAACCCUUCAAUUUUUUAAAAAUGUACAAUUAUAUUACACCUUCUAAAGUUGUUUGUAAGUGUUUUUGAAAAAUGUUGCAGUUUUUACUCUUAGCAACUGUAUUUCUAUGUACGACUGAAGCAUGGAAUAAAGACAUGGAAAAUCCAAAUCUUUAUCAAGGAGACAUUCAGCUAACACCCCAAGAAGAGGAACGGCUCAAAAAUAAAAUGAGUCCCUUUGGAUCAAUUAAAGAUAAAAGAUGGACAAACAAAAUAAUUCCGUUUGUAAUUGACAACACUUUAAAUCAGACAACCCGCCAAGCAAUCAAUGAUGCUAUUGCUGACUAUCACACCUACACUUGUCUGAGAUUUGUUCCUCGAAUCAACCAACCAAACUACAUUCGAUUUACCAAUGGUAACGGAUGCAGUUCACCUGUUGGAAUGAGCGGCGGAGUUAACGUUGUUACACUUGGUAAAGGAUGUGGGGAUAAAGGAACUGCUUUGCAUGAGAUUGGUCAUAGUGUUGGACUACAUCAUGAACAGUCGCGUCCAGACAGAGGAAGAUAUGUCAAUAUAAAUUUAAACAACUUAGACCCAAAAUAUAAUGCAGCUUUCAACUUUGAUAUUUCCCGAGAAAUUGAUUCUUUAAAUACAGAAUACGAUUUACGUUCAAUGAUGCAUUAUAGCUCAGAAGCAUUUGCUAAACCAGGUUUGAAGACCAUAACAACAGUAGAUCCCAAAAAUAUGAAAUAUAUCGAAACAUAUAACCAAAUUAUUGGUUUCAGUGUUGUUGAUGUUCAACAAAUUAGACUGAUGUACUCUUGCCCAGCAGGCGGACCACUUCCUAACAACUGCAUUGAUAAAGAUAAGACAGCAGACUGUGCUGGUUGGCAAAAAGCAGGAUAUUGCAAUACAAACAAACCCUAUAUGUAUUUUAACUGUCGCAAAACGUGUAACGUUUGUUAAAAAAAAAUUUCUUAUCUAAAA
Hydra vulgaris (swiftwater hydra) is the source of this 976-nucleotide messenger RNA. RefSeq names its product hatching enzyme 1.2. Gene Ontology annotation, molecular function: metalloendopeptidase activity; zinc ion binding. Gene Ontology annotation, biological process: proteolysis. The record is from RefSeq and is a predicted model, not a curated record. Lineage: Eukaryota; Metazoa; Cnidaria; Hydrozoa; Anthoathecata; Hydridae.